CGCCUCAUUCAGCGUUCGGUCAGUCUGUUAUGAACAAGGACGACACCUGGCUCUCAACACCUUCAUUUGAAGGCCACGCCUUCUUCUCUCUCUUCUGCUCGGGAAGGAUGGAAGUUCCAGUGGGGUUCCGCUCAUCUAUCUGGGGAUUAAUUCGCUUCUUGCCCUUCUUCUUCUUGCUUUUGGUUCUCGGAUUGGUGAAAGCCGCUCUUUUUGGAAACAUCGUGGCUGGUAUCAUCUUUGCUGGAAACUCUGCCGUUGUUCUAGGCCUUUGGCCUGCACAUGCUUUCUGGACCACCUACGCUGUGGUGAGAACCAAGAGGCUCGGUCUGCUGUUGAAGAUUUUGGUGUUGCUUCUCCUACCUGUGCCUUUGGUUCUGUGGUUGAUUCUCUCUAUAGUUGGAAGUCUUCUUGUUGGGAUUAGCUAUGGGCUUUUUGCUCCAUUGGCUGCAACUUUGCAGGCUGUCGGUGCAAAAGAAGACCGGCUUUAUCAUUGUUUGGUGGAUGGUAGUUGGAGUGCGAUUAAGAGAAGCUGCACAUUUGUUCGGGAUUUCACAGAUUUGUGCUUUCACUCCUAUUUUUCUCUUAUGGAUGACAUGAUAAAAGAUAUAGGAGACGAUGAUUGGCGUCUUGAUGUUAAGUUGUCAAUGGUACCAGGUAUAUUUCUGGUAAGCAUGCUUGCUGUGGCCAUAGAUGUGCCAAUGAUAACACUUGUAGCACUGGUGAAGAGCCCCUUCAUGCUGCUGAGAGGUUGGCAGCGGCUAUUACAAGACCUGAUCGGCAGAGAAGGACCUUUUCUAGAAUCUGUGUGUGUACCAUUUGCUGCUCUUGCCAUCGUACUGUGGCCCAUUGCGGUCUUGUUUGCAUUCGUUGGAGCUAUCCUUGCUGGCUUUCUGAUAGGACUUUAUGGAGGAAUAGUUGUUCAUCAGGAGAAUUCUCUACGAAUGGGGCUGGCGUACGUUGUCUCAGCAGUUGCAUUGUUCGAUGAAUACACCAAUGAUUUGCUCUACUUGCAGGAUGGAUCUUGCCUACCCAGGCCCAAAUACAGGAAACAUACAGUACCUCAUUCUGGACAACUCGAGAGAGGUAUAUCUUUAGAUAAGCAUGGGCGUGAACACAGUGGUUCAUUUGGAGAAAAGCUGGCUUCAGUAAGGUCAAGAAGAUUUAAGGAUGUUGAGGUUACCGUUGUUCAGUUGUGGGAUUGGCUUUUUCAAUCUUGUGAGACGAAUGGUAGAAUGCUCAUACAGGAUGGUCUACUCACUCUGCAAGAUAUAGAGGAGUGUCUUCACAGAGGAAGGUGCAAGAAAGUAACAAUUAGGCUUCCCGGUUAUUGCAUUCUGCAGUGCCUUCUUCGAUCUGCCAAGUCUGAUACCUCUGGUUUGCUGCUCACUGAUGACAUGGAACUAACUCUAUUUAACUCUUCGAAGGAUAGAUUCUUGAAAGAUUGGUUUCUGAGGCCGCUACUUAUUAUGAGGGAGCAGAUUAAAGGGCUCCAUCUUGAUGACAAUGAGAUGCACUUCUUCAAUAAGUUGAUCAUGACCUGUGACAGCGAGAAGCUCGAGGAUUGGAGUUACGGGUGUUUUCCUUCUGAUGACAAUAUCAGGAAGGCUCAACUGCAAGCAAUAGUGAGAAGGACACAGGGGAUUGUAACUUCUUUGUCGAGAAUGCCAACCUUCAGGCGCCGUUUUCACGAUUUAAUUAGGACACUAUACCUUGAAUCCAAGGAGAAGACCGGGAUGGCCUCAUCCAAACAUGACCUUAAUGAAGGGGCCGACCCUGAGAGCAGCAGCAGGACGAAGGAAGUUGAUGCAAUUGUGUAAAUUGUUUAUCCUUCCUGUACAUGAACAACACUAUUUAUUUUGUGUAAUAUCUUGAAAACUUAGCGCA
Messenger RNA from Nymphaea colorata (pocket water lily), 1884 nucleotides. RefSeq lists its product as uncharacterized. The transcript is spliced from 10 exons. The coding region runs from base 30 to 1817 and encodes 595 amino acids. Gene Ontology annotation, biological process: vegetative to reproductive phase transition of meristem. NCBI's taxonomy places the organism in Eukaryota, Viridiplantae, Streptophyta, Magnoliopsida, Nymphaeales, Nymphaeaceae. The record is from RefSeq and is a predicted model, not a curated record.